GAGUAGACAGGCAAGGCAGUGAGGCCGAAGGCAAGAGAGUAGAGUCAGGGUAGCCCAGAGGGAGGUGCAGAGGGAGGUGGGGAUGGGAGGCAGAGACCAUACACAGGCCAUGGUAAAGAGCCAGGGCUUUGGAGCCUGGAAGACCCACAUUGAAAACCUCGCUUUGCCCUGUCUUAGAUGUAUGAUCUUGAGUGAAUCAUUUCACUUCCCACAGGCUCCGUUUCCUCAUCUAUAAAAUGGGGGUGAAAGCAACUACCUCAGGGGUUGUUGGGAAGAUUAAAAGAUACAAUAUAUGUAUAUUAAGCCCUCAGACCAGUGCCAGGCACAGAGGAAGUCGGCAAUGAAGGGAAACUCUCAUGAUUAGCAAUUGCCAUGAGUGCCAAGGACUGCCACACCACCUGAGAAUAUUCAUGCUUGGCCAAGUCAAACCUUCACCGGUGGUGUUUCAUGUGGAGGGUGGGGAAAGGGGGACCAAGAGUCCUGCUCUGGCAAGAAGGGAGGAAGUCAUAUAACUUUUAAAUCCAACCAUUAGAAGAUAUAUGCCAAGAGCACUUUGAAAGCAGAACACCUAUUAAAAAUAGCACACCUAUUUAAACAGCUACUUCACAUUCAUCACGGUGAAUACACUUUUCUUUUUGGAGGGUAGGUCUGGGGUGUCAGCUACUUUGCUCCACCAGCUGAGACCAUAGAUGAGAAAGUGCUUUAAAAUCUUGCAAGGCCAAGUCAAGUUUCAGAAUCUGGCUUGGGAGGAAAGGAUUCCAUUACAAUUAGUCCCAAGAAAUGUACAUAUUCUGGGUACUUUCCAGGCUCCUCCCCUAAAAAUGUAUACCUGAUCUCCAACCCCAGUUGUUUGUCAUUUUCUAUGACCUAAGCUCCAACUUUGGGGAGUGUGUGUGUGUGUGUGCGCGCGCACGUGUGUAGGAGCUGAGGAGAGGUAUGCAGACAGGGGUCCUUUCUACAGAUCCAAGUCAGGGCUGGGCAUAAAGGGCAUGAGAAGGGGACUGUCAUUUCUCUUAGGCAAAGCCAUUUUCCAUCCAGAAAAAUCCCUGGAGUGCCCACUGACCACUUGCAAGCUUUAGACCAACUCAUAACAUUUUCCUGUCUGAUUCUAGCACAAAUGAAAAGUAUGUGUUGGGAUGGGUAGCUUGUGGGAGAACAGUACAUUACUUUACUAACUAUCCAAAACUGUAAAUCCCAGCAUGUUGGCGAUAGACUGAGAGCCCAGCCAGCCAACGAGCUCCUUGUUUGUGCACAAGGCAGGCCGCUGGAGGUGCACCUUGCCCAGGGUCAGCGAAUUCCGGGCUGACAGGCAGCACACCGACAGCAGCCAGACCCUACGGUCUCCUGGCCUCCAAUUCAGGGUUACUGUCAAUGCAUUAAUUUACACUUAGAGGGAAAGAUACUGAAGGAAAUAAAGAGGUUCUUUGUUUUGGAAGGAAAAUUAGGAGAACCAGUAAUUACUUGACCCCAGGAAAUAUUAGGCCAGUACGUCCUGGCAUUGCCUUUUCCUCUCCUCUGAAAUCUUCCCCCUUUUCAUGAAAUAUGGACGCUUGGGAGAGUAGGUGGUGGAAGCCUGGACCGCAGAGAUGGAGGUGAGAACCAGCAACAGGGAGAAAGUUUGUCUUAGGUCAGAGUGGGAGGGCAGGGAGAAAGAGGGAAGCCUGGGAGGGGGCAGAGUGUGUGAAUGGGAGAGCAAAAGGUUCGAUAGAAGUCAAGAGAAGAGCAAGGAAUGGUAGAAAGACACAGUCAGAAACGGGCAGAGAGACGAGAAGUGUAAAGAGAGAGAGAGAAAAAAAAAAAAAAAACAUGAGAAAGGAGAGACAAAAAGGGGCACAGAGAGAGGAAGCGUCCAAGCAGGACCACAAGUCAAGGGGAGAGCCCGAGAGCGGCAGCGUGUGGAGAAGGAACCAGAGAGGGAGCGCCGCUUCUCGCUCCUGGCUUGGAGCUGGAGCCGGGGCAGGCAGGAGCGAAGGAAGGGCGCCGGAGGCUGCGCCCGGCGGGUGGAGGUGGAGCGGGUGGGCUAAGGUGGGUGCGGAAGCAGUACCCAAACCAUCGUCCCAUGGGACUGGAAUACCCAGGGCCUUCUUGGAUCAUUCAACCAGCAGAUGAAGAAAAAGAGGGAGAAUGGAGAAUUAUAUGUUGGAGAAUUUUAUGGAUCUUACUGGUCAUGGUGUCCACUUAUGGUGAAUGAGAUGCCAGAGGACAGACGCUGAAGUGCAGUUGGGGUGAUCUUGUCUCAUUGUAACUUUUGCCUCCGGGGUCAAGCGAUUCUUCUCCCUCAGCCUCCUGAGUAGCUGGGACCACAGUUUGGUAAAGUCUGGGGACAUAUGGAGUUAACCACACCCCUAACUAUGCUGGAAAGAGUCAAAUAUUAUCUGCACCUACUACAGAAUUAAGGUAACUUACCAAUUUUAUGCCAAAAUUAAAAAUUGCUAAGAGUUACCACUAUAACAUGUAAUUGAGUCUAUUGAAAAUAGGUUUACCUUCAAGGUGUGUGAGGAAAGUAAAUUUUUUUUGGUAAAAGAUUAUAUGAAGGCAUAGGAAUGUAAAUUUCUGUCUGUUUAGAGAGUUAAAGAAUUGUUUGAAAUUAGAUAAGAUAAAAUGAAAGGUUUGAACAAGUUUUGGAAGUUUUGCAAAAAUUAAUCUUUUAACAAAAUUUUUUGUGUGAACAUAUUUACUUAUUCAAGAGGAUAUUAUUAGCUUUUUCUGUGUGUUGAACAUCAGAAUAAAAGCAAAACAGAGUUUUCUUAAGGCAAUGAUUUGCUCUUUAACAAAAGUUUGUAAUGGGUUAUAAAAGGUUUAUGGGAAUCUCAUCUCAUGGUCAAAUUGGUUAAGAUUAGAUAGAUUUGUCCAUAAGUUUUUAUUUAAAAAUUGGGGUUGACAUUAAUAAUAGACUAAUGCAAUGGUGAAAUUUGGCUCUGUUUCUCUGGAACAAGAUUUUCAUGUGUUAAAGAAUAAUAAAAGAUUUUUGUUUGCUUUGUAAAUAAACUACCAAAAAAAGAAGGGAAGGACAAGAGACAGAUUGUUUGGAAAGCUAAGUCUUCCCUCUUAAUGAGAAAAGGUUUUUGCCUUCUUUUUACAGUUUUGAGUCAUUAUUUUGGGUAAAUAAAUGACUUAAGGUAACAUGAAAUUCUUUUCAAAAUAUGAAAUGUUUUAAAUCUUUAAUAUAUAUUUGAUAGGCUUUCCAAAAUUAAAUUUCAGCUUCAGAAUAGUCUUUUCUGACCCCUAACUUUGUGAUGCUACAGAGGGCCACCAGAACAUCCAGAAUAGAGUUUUUGUCUGCAUUUUAGAUUAAGAACCAUUCUUAUUUUUUGUGAGCCAACCAGAGAUCUCUGACUGCAGCUCAGAAGAAACAAAGGGAAUGGGUAAUGUAAAAGUCUUGAUCAAUAUUCUCAUUCUGGUCAAUUAUCCUGCAAAUUCUACCAGGCAAUGAGGGUAAAUGGGGUGCCCAUAACCCGGAGCUUUUAUUUAUGGGAAAACAAAACCAAGGGAUUAUCUACUCCCCUAAACAGUUAUUUCUCUUCUAACGCCAAAUGAGAUUCAAUUUCUUUCAUCAGGGUGAAACAGCUCCAGCUACAACAUUGUUUUCAGAAUGAGAUUAUCAACUCCAAGCAGUCAUGCAACUGGAGCCAUGGAUGAUGACUCCCUUUUUACCAGGGACCCUUAGGCCUCUGAGACAUAUCUGACUGCUGUUUUCCCCAAAACAGCACCUUCUGUCAGAAUGAAGCAGUUAAGAGUGAUCAUCAUUCCUAUCCUAACAGCAGUUAGGUGUACCUCUUCAGAAGGGAAUUGGUGGCAGUGGCAGCCCACCUGGAGCAGCCACUGUGAAGACACUGGCUACAGCAGGGAGGCAUGGGCAGGGCUGUGUGCUCCACAAAGCCACUUCCUGGCAUAGCUUGUUUUAUGGACCAUCUUGACGAAUAAUUAAUUACAAGUAAGUGGGGGUUUAGAAGGUGAAAGAAAAACUUGCUUAAAAUGAUGCAAAACUAUAUCUGCCUGAGAAAAGCUAAAUUGUUUAAUUUGGAUGAGGAGUUGUAGGAAGACACAGGCUUCCCUCCAUUUUGGCCAAUUCCCUGCCCUCUUCCUGCCCUCCAGCUUCCCAUCAGAACCAAUUAGAACCAGGCAGUCACCAGUCCAUAAAAAAUGGGAUUCCAGGCAGGGCCAAGCAGGAAUACAAACUGAAGGAAUUAGAGGCCAAUGUUAGUCAUUCCUUUUACUUUUCCUUCAGCCACCAGAGUUUAGUCCAGGUAUGGCCAGGGUUCUCUCUUAGGCUUUCUGUUUGUACCCUCUCUUAAUUCUAAGUUCAUUAACCAGUCCAAGCUUCUGCCUGUUACGUGGCAUCCCAUUUUCUCUGGACUAGGCUACUCCCUUGCUCUAAUUUGUUCUCUGUAUGUUUUGUCAUUGUACCAUUUCAGCACGUACAAAAGUUUCCUCUAUAUUCAUUAAAAUUAUCCACUCACAAUCCCAUCUUAUAUGCUAUUUCAGAUAGAAGAAGACUUACUGAAAGAAACCCACAGAAUUCCAAGUAUAUUAUAUCUGCCCGUAGCUUUAGGAAAAUAUAGCUACUGCUCUUCCAGUUUAUUGAUUGUCUGCCUAUCAUUGGUUUCUACUAAGAAGUAAAUGUGUUGGGUAGUUGUGAGAAGGGAUGUGUCUUUCGCUCUUCCCUCUUUUUCUCCUUGAAUAUUCAGAAACUAUUUCCUUUUCUGACUCAGAGGAGCAAGAAAUCAACUGGGAUAAUGGAGUGGGCAAAGGAGUAACAAGAAAAAAAUCUAUUUCUCCAGCUUGCUUUACAAUCAGCAGUUUUAACAGAUCUUUAAUAUCUUAUAAUAUACUAUUCCAAGAGAAAGAACUUGCAGUUUAAGGAAAUGUUUUGAAAAAUGAAUGGUAUAAUCUCUCCAUGUUUUAUACAUCCCAAAUUAUCAUGUUUGACUACUAUAAAGACUAUUAUAUUCAAUAUUUUUGGUUUAUUUGUCAGCAAGACUAAGGUCUUUAUGUUUUUCUUAUCCCAGAGAAAUGCAAGUGGGAUGUCAAAGUCAUAUUUCUGUUCAUUCAUAUUCAUAUUUAACAAGCUUAACAUGUUGUGCAGUGUGGUAGUUUGGUUUCACAAACAUGAGACUAGUUCCAUUUAAUAUAUACAGUAACAUUUUGAGAAUUAAUAUUUCUCUUUUAUAAUGCCUUGAGCAUCACACAGUUAGCAAAUAGCAUGCAGGAUUAUAACAGAGGUCAGUCUGACUCAAUCCAUUACACUACUUUCUCAAGGUGUCUGUGGGUUAUCAUAUGGAUCAUGAGGGUAUCAAAUUUCGAGCCUUUCUAGUACGGGAUUCUGGAAGUCAAUAAGAGUAGAUUCUAGGAUGUAGUUAAGAUUAAACAAGUUGGGCAGGCAGUUACUAUGACUCAGCAGACUUGCAGGGUUUAGGACCUAGCAGUUCAGAAUCAGCUAAAAUAGUCCCACAGAGCAGACUGAACACAAAGCUUUGUUAUUGUUCAUUUUUGUUUGUUUGUUUUAUUUUGUUAUGUAUGAGCCUUGAUGCCUAAACCUGUUGUCAGCAAUAUUUUCAGAAAGGGCUUAGAAUAUGCUCGACUGUGGUGCUACGUGAAACGGUGUCUGGAACAAAGUCGGACUGGCUCAAGACAAGGAACAGUGCUGGAGAGUCAUUCUCAGGAAUUUAGGAAGAGAGACCACAGCAGAAGCAGUGGCCACACAUGGGACACCAGAAAGGUGUGAUGGAGCCUGCAUUUUCCUCUUUAUCUGGAUACUUUGUGGCUGUUCUUCUCUUACAGAUAACAGUACUCACCUCAGAGCAGUUCACUGUGAGUAGCUCUAGGAGUCACCAUGUGGUCAUGGUCGGCAGCCAGGCUGAGCUCAGCUGCCGACUGUCCCCACCACAGAAUGCACAGCUCAUGCAGGUGGGCUGGUUUCGGGAUCGCCAUUCCCAAAUGAUUUACCUGUAUGAAGAUGGGGAAGAACACUCUGGAGAAGGCAUUCAGAACUACAUGAAUCGCACAGUGUUCCUGAAGGAUGCACUAGAAGAAGGCAAAAUUACCCUACAAAUUUACAACGUCACUGUUUUUGAUGGUGGGCAGUAUCACUGCUUCUUUAAAGAUGGCCACACCUAUGAAGAAGGCAUCGUGGAUCUGAGGGUGGCAGCUGUAGGCUUGGAUGUGCAGAUUAAUGUUCAGGUUCUCGACACAGAGGGGUUUGUGGUGGAGUGUACCUCAGGAGGAUGGUUCCCACAAGCCCAGAUGGCAUGGAGAGACAGCAGUGGGAAUGUAAUUCCACAUUUAUCAAAAUCUUACUCUCAGGAUGGAGCUGGAUUAUUACGUUUGAAGAUGACUAUUCUUCUAAAAAAUAGCACCCAUGGUCCUGUAACUUGCUGCUUUUACAACCCAGUCACUGGUCAAGAGAAAAGGGCAGGUAUUGUCAUAUCAGAUAUCCUGUUCAAAUCAGAAUAUAUGUCAUUGAUGUCACAUAAAAUUUCAUAUCCUUGGAUAUAUUUGAGCAUUGUGGUUGCUCUUCUGUUUCUCAGAAUAAAAGUGUCUACCUUUCCUGAUGUAUAUUGGCAUUUUGCCUAUCUAUUUACAAUUCAGGAAAAGAGGUAA
Cercocebus atys (sooty mangabey) is the source of this 6600-nucleotide messenger RNA. Its product is annotated as putative selection and upkeep of intraepithelial T-cells protein 1 homolog. The transcript has 13 exons. Gene Ontology annotation, biological process: regulation of cytokine production; T cell receptor signaling pathway. The record is from RefSeq and is a predicted model, not a curated record. Lineage: Eukaryota; Metazoa; Chordata; Mammalia; Primates; Cercopithecidae. Gene Ontology annotation, molecular function: signaling receptor binding. Gene Ontology annotation, cellular component: external side of plasma membrane. Bases 5704 to 6600 code for a protein of 298 amino acids.